ACAGUCUUAGGGAUAAAAAAAGUCGUAUGCAUGCAUUGACGGAUGACACAAAAUUGCAGAACCUCAAUAACUAACCAGUCAAAAUGUGUGAAAAAUCAAGAGAGGAACGUUUGCACUGGAAGAUCAGACUCACGUUUAACUGCACAACUGAUUAAAAACCGCACGAUAAAUCUAAGCGUUCGGCAACAGAAAUAAAUGGCCAAGAACCAAGAGUUUCGAAUUUAAUUCCACCGUUUAGUUACUUUCUGAGUUCUCUUUUCACUGUUUUUUUUACUGCUUCGUAAGAAAGAAAACUAAAGAACCAUGAAAAUGAUUCCUUCGAUUUAUACGCGCAUUGGUUGCACGAAUGUCAGCUACUCCCUCUGUUCCCAAAUACAGUAGAUGGCAUAUAAAAUUUAUUAAAAAGCGAAAACUUCUAAGCUUGACCAAAUAUACAGAACAAAAUAUCAACUAUUACAAAUUUACAAUACUGAAAAAAAUAAAUUAUGAGAGACAUGCUGUUUAUUCUCAUACUUUUUUUAUAUAUAAUGCUUGGUCAAACUAAAAAGGUACAAAAUGUAUUAAAGUUGCAUCAAUUAAAUUUGCGUCGGAGCAAGUACUUAUUUCUUUGACUCAAUUUACACGCAUCAGACUUUUCAAAAAGAAGAAAAAAUGCUGCACCAGCAAUCAACGUAGGAAAAGUAGCCAGCGUGGGCUAAACGUUAACGUUGCUAGAAAUCAUGGAAACCUGACCAUAUAAAAAGAUCUGGCAGCGACGCACGUGUAUAAUCUGGUUCCUUGGCAUAGCUUUAAUCUGGAGGUGAGGUUAGUCCUGCUCCAAGAAGCUGGCAAUGGCCUUCGAACAGAAGCUGCAUAUGAAACAAGGACAAGGGGAAACAAGCUAUGCUCGCAACUCCUUUGUUCAGAAUGAAGGGCAGAAGAGGAUGAAGCCCCUGAUAGAAGCGGCUAUUGCUGAUUUAUGCCCCGGCACUACCUUGUUGCCGACAAAGAUGGUGAUUGCCGACCUUGGGUGCUCCUCGGGUCCAAACGCGGUAGCGCUAGUGUCGACCGCCGUCGAGGCCAUCCACAAUCACUGCCACCAGUUCUCACAGCCUCCCCCUGAAGUGUCUGUGCUCCUCAACGACCUGCCUGACAACGACUUCAACUUGGUGGUGAAGAGCCUGGUCACGCUACGUCGAAGCAGCAGCGAGCCGCCCAUCGUCAUGGCCGGUGUUUUACCGGGGUCGUUUUACGAGAGGCUCUUCACUAGUGGUUCCUUGCACCUUGUCUUCUCGUCCAACAGCCUGCAUUGGCUCUCAAAGGCUCCUGACGAGCUAACAAGGAACCAGAUCCCGGCGUAUGACAUCGAUGAGCAUACCAUGCUUGAAAGGCGCCCUAUGGUCCUUCAGGCUUAUGCGCAACAGUUCAGGAAAGAUUUCACACGUUUCCUCGAGCUGAGGGCCGAAGAAAUGAUCCAGGGAGGCCGGAUGGUUGUUUCCCUUGUAAUCAGAGAUUCUGAUGUAAUCACCCCUGAAUACUCUCACCUCUGCGAAUUCGUAGCUCAGAUUCUAAGCGUCAUGGUCUCGGAGGGUGUGAUCGACAAAGCAAAGUUUGACUCUUUCCAUUUGCCUGUGUAUGAGCCUUCCGAGAAACAGCUGAGGGAGAUAAUCCAGGAUGAAGGCUCCUUUUCAAUCACAGAGAUGCAGGUAACCGACCCUUUCGUCGAUCUGGACAGCGCACUUGUGGUCCCAAGCAGGUUUUCAAAGGUGAUCAGAGCCGCAUUCGAGCCGAUAAUAGUCCUUCAUUUUGGGGAAGUCAUGGAUGAAUUUGUGAAGACGCUGGAGCACCACUGGAGCUUUGUAUGCAGCUUGCAAGACGAGCAUGCCAAAAGCCCACGGCUGAUGGCGAUCUUAUCCCUCAAGAAGGCAUGACCAGGCACACGGGUUACUCCGGUUCUUUUUGGGGCGGUGCCAUGAAGACAAAGAGUUUGAAGUCCUCACAGGGAUUUUAUUGUAAUUCUUAGUUGUGAGAGUUACCGUGUAGUUGCUUGAAUCUUGAUUCCAAAGCAAUGUAUCUGUAAUGGUUUUGAGUAUGAAUAAAGUUGGAUGAGAAGAGCGAUUAUCAAAAA
Molecule: messenger RNA, 2107 nt
Organism: Hordeum vulgare subsp. vulgare (domesticated barley)
Lineage: Eukaryota; Viridiplantae; Streptophyta; Magnoliopsida; Poales; Poaceae
Product: inactive anthranilate O-methyltransferase 1-like
Exons: 4
Coding region: 831-1910 (359 amino acids)
Biological process (GO): methylation
Molecular function (GO): S-adenosylmethionine-dependent methyltransferase activity
Source: RefSeq, a predicted model, not a curated record